AUGUUUGAUCAAGAGAUUGAAUCAUUAUCGAAUAAAUUAGUACAAUUUAUUCAAGAUUUAACAAUUAAUAUUCAAACAAUUUAUAAUAAGAAAAAUUUUACUGAAAAUUUUUUUCAAUUAUUUCAAUUACGUAGUGAUUAUUCUAAACAACUUGCUUAUUUAUUUGAUAUAUUAAUUAAUAGAUUUAUUGAAGAAUUUCUUCUUAAUCGAAUAACAAAUCAAAUUAUAUUAAAUCUUGAUCCUGUUCAAAUAUGGCGUUCAAUACAAUGUUGUAUUGAUCAAUUAAAUGAUAUACAAUGUCAAAAUUUAUGUUUAAUUAUUAAACAUAUUCGAAUAUUAAACAAUUAUUUUUAUAAUCUUUUAUUACAAUUAAAAAAUGGUGAAUUUCUUAAAAUUGAUCAAAUACGUAUAUUGAAUCAAAAUUUAAUUGAAGAAUUAAAUCAUCUAUCAGAAUGUUUAAUAAAUUUUACAACUAAUUUCUAUAAUAAUUGUCAAAAUAUUAAUAAUAAAUCUUCAAAACCUAUUGAUACUUAUCUAUUUCAAAGUCAAUCAACAGCACAAAAUCCAAACAACAACAAUCAUAUUAAUCAAACAAUACCAAAUAUUUCACCAAAUGAAAAAUCCAACAUUUCUCCAGCUAUAAAUUCCAAUUGCUAUCCAUAUAAUAUCAUACGAAAUCCAUGUCCACAACAACAACCAUGUUGGACUGGCAUUGGACAAACUCAUUGUAUUCAAACAAAUCCAAUUCGUUGUCCCAUAGGGACAAUUCCAACUGUUGCUACAUUUCCAUAUACUAAACCAAUGUAUUGUGGCAUCAAUCCAAAUAAAACUGAAAUACCACCUCUAUGUUUUCCAACACCUAUUGUCUACACACCUGAAAUGGAAACAUUAUUCUCAUCCGGUGGUAUUAUUUAUGCACGAAAAUCAGGUAAUACAUGGAUUGCUGAAAAUUUGGGUACACUUAUUGAAACACUUAAAGAUAUUGGACAAACAAUUGAUAUGAAUGAACAUUAUGAAAUUUUAGUACGAAAAACUGGUGAAUUAGUUGUUCAUCGAAAAAGAGGUCGUCGAAAACGUAUGUUACAAGAAACUUUAAACAAUAAACGAACAUCAUCUUAUGAUGAUAUGAAUAUUAAUGAACAAUAUUUUGAGUCUAAUCUUAUUAAUGAUGAUGAUUGA
This is a messenger RNA of Rotaria sordida, 1179 nucleotides long. Lineage: Eukaryota; Metazoa; Rotifera; Eurotatoria; Philodinida; Philodinidae. The record is from the annotation of a GenBank genome assembly.